Abrus precatorius (Indian licorice) is the source of this 2104-nucleotide messenger RNA. RefSeq names its product protein NRT1/ PTR FAMILY 2.9-like. Bases 101 to 1927 code for a protein of 608 amino acids. Gene Ontology annotation, biological process: transmembrane transport. The record is from RefSeq and is a predicted model, not a curated record. Gene Ontology annotation, cellular component: plasma membrane. The transcript is spliced from 4 exons. Gene Ontology annotation, molecular function: transmembrane transporter activity. NCBI's taxonomy places the organism in Eukaryota, Viridiplantae, Streptophyta, Magnoliopsida, Fabales, Fabaceae.
AUUGUCUAGUUCAACUUUCACCUACCCAACUCCAUAACCACAUUUCUUCCUCUUUCAGGCGAGGGACUAACAGAGAAAAAAUACAUAUAAUUGUGAAUAAAUGGGUGAAAAUGAGGGAGAGAGAACAAGUAUGAAGACAAUUGAUGAUGAGAAAAACAUUAUGGAGAAUAAUGAGAAACACAUGACAGAUGAUGAUCCUAAGAUUAACUACAGAGGCUGGAAGGCCAUGCCCUUCAUCAUAGGAAAUGAAACAUUUGAGAAAUUGGGAGCCAUUGGGACCUUAGCAAACCUCUUGGUCUAUCUUACAACUGUAUUUAACCUCAAGAACAUCACAGCCACAAACAUGAUAAACAUCUUCAGUGGCAGCACCAACUUUGCCACCAUACUAGGUGCCUUCUUCUCCGACACCUAUUUUGGUCGCUACAAGACUUUAGGAUUCUGCACAUCCACUUCCUUUCUGGGAUUGCUUGUUAUACAACUUACAGCGGUUUUUAAGAAUCUGCACCCACCUCACUGUGGAAGCGAAAGCAAAAUAUGUAAAGGGCCAACGGCAGGGCAAAUGGCUUUUCUACUUGCUGGAUUUGGUUUGCUUUUGGUAGGUGCUGCAGGGGUGAGACCAUGUAACUUGGCUUUUGGAGCUGAUCAGUUCAAUCCCAACACAGAUUCAGGGAAGAAGGGAAUAAACAGCUUCUUCAAUUGGUACUUUUUUACCUUCACUUUUGCCCAGAUGGUUUCUUUGACACUAAUUGUUUAUAUACAGUCAAAUGUGAGCUGGGCAAUAGGGUUGGGAAUUCCUGCUGCUUUGAUGUUGAUAUCAUGUGUGGUGUACUUCGUGGGUGCUAAAAUGUAUGUCAAAGUUAAACCAAGUGGUAGUCCCUUAACUAGUAUUGUGCAAGUUCUUGUGGUUGCAACCAAGAAAAGGAGUCUAACACUACCUGCAGAACAUCCUAUGCUUUCCCUCUUCAAUUAUGUGCCUCCGAAGGGUAUUAACUCUAAGCUUCCUUACACGUACCAAUUCAGAUUAUUGGACAAAGCAGCAAUUAAGACUUCAAAAGAUAAAAUAGAAGCAGAUGGAUCUGCAGCUGAUCCAUGGAACCUUUGCAGCAUUCAGCAAGUGGAAGAGGUGAAAUGUGUGGUGAGAGUAUUACCUAUAUGGUUUUCAGCCAUUUUUUACCAUGUAGUUAUUGUCCAAAUGCACACUGUCCUUGUGUUUCAAGCCCUUCAAUCCGAUAGGAGACUUGGACACAACAACAACUUCAAGAUCCCCGGUGCAUCCUACAAUGUCUUCAUGAUGUUGAGCAUGACCUUGUGGCUACCCAUCUAUGAUAGAAUGGUUGUCCCUUUUCUCCGUAGACUCACUGGAAAAGAAGGUGGCAUCACAAUCCUUCAGAGGAUGGCAAUUGGCCUUUUUCUCUCUGCACUUUGCAUGUUAGUAGCUGCUGGGGUUGAAGACCAUAGAAGAAAUUUGGCUCUGACUAAGCCUAUAGGAGUGCUACCAAGAAAAGGUGCCAUUUCAUCAAUGUCAGCACUAUGGUUAAUUCCUCAGUUAACACUUGCUGGACUAGCUGAAACAUUUACUGCAGUUGGACAAGUUGAACUAUACUAUAAACAAUUCCCUGAGAACAUGAGAAGCAUUGCAGGGUCACUUUUCUAUUGUGGCAUGGCAGGGUCUAGUUAUUUGAGUACUUUUCUUAUUUCAAUUGUCCACAAAGUCACAGCCAAAUCUGCUACAGGUAAUUGGUUACCAGAAGACCUAAAUAAGGGAAGAUUGGAUUUCUUUUAUUACAUGAUUGCUGCACUGGAGGUCUUGAAUUUGGGGUACUUUCUAAUGUGUUCAAGAUGGUAUAAGUAUAAAGAAACUGGGAGCAGUAACCUUGAACUCAAUGAAGUACCUAAACAAUAUGAAACACCCAUUGUUGGUGUUUAACGGCUACGCUAAGAGUUAAUGUAUGAAUGUAUAAUAAUAGAUAGAAUCUAUGAAGUAGUGUAUUUUUUAGCCAAAAAAAAAAAAGUGUUGUUAUAUGGAUUAGGAGCCUUUUAUAUAAUAUUCUCAAUUAUAUUGAAACCUGCUGAUAUGUUUUCAGAAAUACUUAUUGCUUUUAUU